CUCGUCACAGGAGGAGCCGGCUACAUUGGCUCCCAUACCGUCCUCGAGCUACUCAAUGCUGGCGUUGCUGUCGUGGUCAUCGACAAUCUGUGCAACAGUCAUAUGGAAUCUCUCUGCCGAGUACACUACAUUGCCCUCCCUCCAAUUUUUUUUCACCAAGUCGACAUCCGAAGCACGAAGUCAAUGAACCAAGUUUUCGACUUCUGGCAGUCUGACAAGAUCCUCAUCCAUUUUGCCGCUCUCAAAGCUGUGGGAGAGUCCAUCACAAAGCCGCUCGAGUACUACGAGAAUAAUGUUGCUGCACUUGUCGUCUUGCUCAAGGCUAUGAAGUCUCACGAUGUCAAUGUACUUAUCUUCUCUUCAAGUGCUGUCGUCUAUGGCGUCGGGCAUGAAGCAGGUAUCACAGAAGACACAGUCCAAGUCGCCGGCAAAGGAUCGGGUGGUGGCUUGCUUACCAAUCCCUAUGGCCGCUCAAAGUGGAUGUCUGAAGAGAUCAUCAACGACUAUUGCAUCGCAGACCCGAAUUUCCAUGCCAUCUCACUACGCUAUUUCAACCCCACCGGCUCUCAUCCUAGCGGCUUGAUCGGCGAAGAUCCCAAAGGCACGCCCAACAACAUUGUACCUGUCAUUCUCCAGGCAUACCAACGCCGUCGCAGUCGUGUUCAUGUCUUCGGCUCCAAUUACGACACCUCUGACGGCACUGGUGUUCGUGACUACAUUCAUGUCAGCGAUCUUGCCAUGGGUCAUUUAGCAGCACUGCGCAAAGCUACAAAGCAACCUGAUGCCGUCCCUGAAGGUGAAGAACUCGGUGGCCAAGACCCUGUUGCCAACUACAACGUCUACAACCUAGGCACAGGACGAGGAUACUCAGUACUGGAAAUCAUCAAAGCCUUCAGCAACGCCGCUGGAACUUCCAUUCCCUUCGCAGUCGGUGAAGCUCGCGCAGGCGAUCUCGGCACCGUCACCGCUUCCCCAGAUAAGGCAGCCUCGGAUUUGGACUGGCGUGCUGAAUUCGACUUACAAGACAUGUGCCGCGACGUCUUCAAUUGGGCCGCCGCUAACCCCACCGGCUAUGAGACG
Molecule: messenger RNA, 1080 nt
Organism: Aureobasidium pullulans EXF-150
Lineage: Eukaryota; Fungi; Ascomycota; Dothideomycetes; Dothideales; Saccotheciaceae
Product: UDP-glucose 4-epimerase
Exons: 3
Biological process (GO): beta-D-galactose catabolic process via UDP-galactose, Leloir pathway
Cellular component (GO): cytosol
Molecular function (GO): UDP-glucose 4-epimerase activity
Source: RefSeq, a predicted model, not a curated record